CUCGACCAGAAUCAUUCAAACAAAUCGUAUUCAAUAUCACUACGUUUCUUCCCCUCAUCUUUUAUCUUCAUCUUCAUCUUCAUCUUUCCGGCGGCCAUUUCCGAUUCAUUCUCCGGCCGACAUUCCUCUUUCUCGCCACCAUGCCGUCGUCUUCCUCCGAUCAAUCGUUGCCGGAGAACCUUCACUUUCAGGCUCUUUUGGACUCUGUUCGUCCCUUCCUCCGCGGCGAGCUCGAAAAGGUUAACACGGACCUUCCUUCUCUCAUCUCCGUCCUCCGCUCCGUCGGCGCCGGCGAGUGCUGGCACAAGCACGGCACCUUCCUCGAUCAUCUUGUCGAUAUCUACCGAAUUCUCAAGAUCUGGAAAGCGCCAGAGCCGGUUUGUUUGUGCGGCCUCUUCCACUCGGCUUACUCCAAUUCCUACGUCAAUCUCGCCAUCUUCGAUCCUUCCACUGGCCGCGAUGUUGUUCGUAGCCAUGUCGGCGACGCGGCGGAGCGAUUGAUUCAUUUGUUCUGUAUCGUCCCUCGGCAGCCUCUGAUUCACGACGAUCUUCUUUUCCACUACUCCGAUUCGGAACUCGUCGAACACCUCAAGGUUUCCGAGGCAUCGCUGAAAGACGCCGUGGAAAACGGACGAUUCAACGACGAAGAAGCGUGGAGAAAGAAAUUACAGUCGAUUCUCCCUGCCGAUGGCGUAACCGUGAAGCACAUUAAAACCGGAGAAGACGUUGCGGUUUCGAGGCGAGUGGUUGCGAUUUUCCUCACGAUGACAAUGGCCGAUUUCAGCGAUCAAUUGUUCGGAUUCCAAGAUUCACUGUUCGAUAACUCCAACGGCCGCCUCGAAUUCACAGGUAACAAUUACAAAUCUCUCUGGCCUGGAAACGGCAAGCCUGGACUCUGGAUGAAUUCCGUGUCGAGAAUGGGAGCCAUAUACACCCUAAUCGCGAGAGAGGAAGCCAUUACAAUCGCACAGAGGAAGAAAACCGGUGACGUAGGGCUCAAAACAGAGAGAGACGAGGAUCUAGAGCUGGUAAUUCCACCAAUUUUCAAAAACUGCACAAGAAUCAUCGACGCAGACGAUCAAAUUACCGCAAGAGAUUUGUACUGGGAAGGUGUUUGUGAAAUGUCCGAUAGAACCGAGGAGCUGCUGUUGAGAUCGGUGGAGAAGAAUCCGUUUGCUGGGGAGCCGCGGGUGGCGCUGGGGCAGCUGUAUUUGGGGGAGGGGCGGUUCGAGGAGGCGGCGAGAGCGGCGGAGGAAGGGGUGCGGCUGAUGCUGGAAUGGGGCAGCGCUUGGGACAAGAGGAUGCCAUGGGAGGGCUGGAUUGCUUGGGGAAGGGUUCUUUUGAUGAAGGCCAAGGACAGGUCAUGGCCCAACACUUCCUGGGGAAUCCUCAACUUGGGCCUUGUAAGGUAGAAAAAAGCGUUGCAAUUUACAGAAGAUUCCAAAGGAGCCCAAAGACGGAGGUCACUGAGGGGUGGAAAAUGAACUCAAUCAAAGAAAAGAUAGGUCCUCGCGAUAUAAUCGGUAACGUUACACUAUCAUAUGCAGGCAUAUAAUUUUUCAAAUUAUUAGGGAGUAGCUACAUUGCGGUCGCCUCAUUCAAUAAGUUCUCAUCUAGAUUCAGUGAAUUGUGGUUAUAAAUAGAGUGCUUUACUUGCACGAUCAUCUAUAUAGAACUUGUAUAAUUUGGGAAAGGGUCGUUGAUUGAUCCCAAAGAAGUUUUACUUGUUAUAUAAAUAAAACUUAGGUGUGGAUUGGUUAUAAAUGGAGGUUCUUUUUUUUUUAA
Momordica charantia (bitter melon) is the source of this 1785-nucleotide messenger RNA. Its product is annotated as E3 ubiquitin-protein ligase. NCBI's taxonomy places the organism in Eukaryota, Viridiplantae, Streptophyta, Magnoliopsida, Cucurbitales, Cucurbitaceae. The record is from RefSeq and is a predicted model, not a curated record.